Messenger RNA from Cryptosporidium muris RN66, 8730 nucleotides. RefSeq lists its product as uncharacterized. The transcript has a single exon. Lineage: Eukaryota; Apicomplexa; Conoidasida; Eucoccidiorida; Cryptosporidiidae. Bases 1 to 8730 code for a protein of 2909 amino acids. The record is from RefSeq and is a predicted model, not a curated record.
AUGAAAAUUUUCUGUGGUAUAAAAACCACUGAAAAAAACUUGGUAACUUUAAUCAUCACAGUAUAUCUGAUAAUUCCCUUUACUUUAUCGGCUAAAUAUGAUAUUGAAUCUAGUAAUCUAGCAAGAACAAUAUUUUCUCGACCCAUGAGUAUAUUUGGAGAUAAAAGUAAAAAGGAAGUAUGGGAUUUAGCUGAUAGGGAAAUUAAACGUAUGGAAAGAGAUGGAAUUCUAUCUCCAAUAUAUAAAUAUAAAGAAGCACGUGAAAUGUAUGUUUCAGUAGAAAUAUUAAGUGCCUGUGAACGUCUCUUAUCAAGAAUAGAGAGUGAUUCAUAUAGUCCUGUGCUGAUAGAUGAAGAUGCAGUUUUAACAGGAGAUAUAACAAAACAAAACAAGAAAAUUUUAGGAUAUAGAGUAGCAAAUGAGAUUCAAUACUGUUUACUAUUAUAUGGUACUGAUAUUUUAGAUAUCCCAGCAUUAGAGAAAUAUGCAGAUUUUUUAAGAAGCUGGGGAAUACCAAAUAUUUUUACUGAUAAAAUUGCUAUUGAAAUAGUGAAUAAAUAUACAAAAGAUACUUUGGAUCAAGCUGAUUCUAAAGAUUUGCAACAGAAUCCUUCACUUUUGAAAUUAUUAUCAGCUCCAGGGACUGGAGAAUAUUCAAAGUAUGUUAUACUAGACCCAAAUCCAAAACCUAUAGAGAAAAGGAAAUUAGUUACAAUGCAUCCGCGUCAGACGAAAACUGUUCCUUCUAUUAGUACCAAACCUCAAACUAUGGAGAACAUUCAGAGACAGAAAAGAAUAAUAGCAAGACCCAGACAAAUUUACAGAUCAAUUGAACCCAAAAAGUCUGAUGCUGAAAUAGCUAUUAAAGAUAAGAAAUCGAACGAUAUACCGUCAGCAUUAGCUUCAAGGAAAAUUACUGGUAAAAAUAUCUUGGAGUUAGCAUCAGGAAAAGAACUUUCAGGUUUAGUUAAAACUUUAGGUCCAGAAAGCCAGUUUUUACUAGCAUGGCAAGCUGUAUUAGAAGCCAAAAAAAAGUUCGAAGAUAUCAGUCAAUAUACUGUCAUUAAUUUACCAUCAACAAUACCUACUUAUGUAUUAUACCAGGCUGUGCCAAAUUUUGCAUUAAGUCAAUUUGAAGAGGGUUGCUUAACUAUAAUGAUGUAUUUAAAUUCUCAAGUCAGAUCUGGAUUUUUAGUAGGUGAUGAAAUCCAAUUUUUCAUGAAAAAUUCAGAAAUUCCAAUAGAAAAUAGAAGAGUUUUUAAAACAGCUGCUGAACUAUUAUGUAAGGUUGCAGUAAAUGACUAUUUGGAAGUAGUACUAGCAAAUGCAAAGGAAUAUAUUGAGAGGUUACAAAAUAUACAACCGUCUUUAGAUAUAGUUAUUCAAGACGAAAUAAUUCCUCCACCUCAAGAUGUACCCAAAAAGUUAGAUGCAAAUCCUCCAAUUCUAAAUAUUGAAAAGUCUUUAUAUGAUGUUUAUUUCCAAGUACUUGAAUACUUGGGAGUAACACCCUUGUUACCUUUACAGCAUAAUAUUUGGGAAAAAAUAAAGAGUUGUAAAACAGGAAAAGAAGUUAAUGAGUUAAUUUAUCAGAGUAUAGAUUUAUGGUUUGUUCCUACAGAUGUACUAACUAUUAUAAUAAUGCGAAUCAUUGAACAUCAUCAUUUCAAUAAUUUUGUUAUCAUAAACCCUAGAGAGAUUCCUUCUAAUACUGUAAUAUCCAAUAUUUUCAAACCAUCUGAAAAUACAAUCAUAAAGGUUUGUAGUGAAUAUAUUCAAAAAUUAAUUAAUAAUAAUGAUUUAGUUAUAGUUGAUAUUGUUGAUGAAGAUUCAAUAAAUGUAUUAGCUCAUCAGAUAUGCCAAGAAGUUGUUUAUCAAAUAUCCCAAAAUGAAGCAAUUCUUUCUAAUAAAGAUGUCUUAAUUCGUUGUUUAUAUAAUUUAGAAAUUGGUUUUUGCAGAGUAUUAAAUAUUACUCCCGUAAUGAGAUAUUUAGAAAAAGCUGAUUAUCUUAUUUUAGGUAAACAUCCAGUUUUACAAGAUAUUUGGGCAAUUGAAGAUUGCACUCUCGUAUCAUUUUGGGAAUUAAAUUAUUUGCUUUGUUUCAGUGGUUUUGCACAAGCAUUUAUAUCUUAUUGGUUUCCUAAAGCAAAUGAAAGUCAGUUCCCUAUUACUUUAUUAUGCAAAGUAUUCAUUGAAACGAAACAAAGUGGAAAUCCAUUUUCAGCUACUGACUAUGGAGAUAAUUUGGCAAAGUGCUUUUUAGAUUUAUCAGAUACAGAUUCUCGUCCUUAUAUAAUAAAGGAUCCUAAAGAAAAGCAUCUCACUUCUAAAUUAUUUAUUGAGAUGUGUUCUCAGUUUGAAAUUAAUCACGACUCUAACUUCGUGGUUAAUCCUGAUAAUCGUAUAGCUUCUUUAGAGUUUAUUCAUUCACAAAGGCAUUGUCCAAAUCCGUUGUAUGCUUCACUUAGCUUUAAUCCUAAAUUAUUACCUAUUGAAGAUAAUUUGAUGAAAAAUCUUCAGUCUUAUGGUUGUAAUCAAAAUAUUCCGAUUGAUAAUGAAGAUUUUUUAAGAAAUAGUUGCAUUGGACUUAAGCCUCAUUUCAUAAAUUAUUUAACUGUACUAUCAGCUACAUUUGAACUAUUUUUACUUGAGAAUUUUGAUAUAUCGAAACUCCCCUUAAAGAAUACGGAAGUUAAACUUCAAUAUCUAUGCAAAUGGUGGAGAAGUCCAAAUAUUAAUACAUUCAGAAAUGUUUUUAAAAGCAUACUACCAUUCAUGAAAGAUAAUGAGGUUUCAAAUUACGUUUUUUCCAUAAUCCAAGUAGCGGAAUUUCAAUUUUUUCAAUAUGCUGGAUUAAGUAAUGAACGUAUUAAACGGCUAUAUAAAAGUCCUAUGAUAAGAUCUAAUAGAGCUGGAGAUUUACCUGAAGGAUAUAGAUUACCAAAAUUUAGACCAGAUAUAGAUGUAUUUACAAAGUUGGAACCUUAUCUAAAAAAAACAAUAAUUAAUGAAUAUAGAGGAGAAUUGAAUAUAAAACUUAGUAGCAAAAUAACUUUAUCAGAUAUAGAGAAAGUAUGUAAAGAUAUUUUAAACUGGCAAGCUAAUUUUAUUAUUUCCUUCCAAAAUAAUGUUACAAAAAUUAUAAGUAUUAUUAUCACUUCUUAUAGAUACUUAUUUGAACCCAAACUACCUAUUUUCCAACUUUGUCAAUGGGUAAAUGAAACCUUUAGUAGUUCAAGCAAAAUAGAAAAAAUCAGUGUUAAGGAAGUGGCAAGUAAUUUGGAAAGGUUUAUCACACAAGAUAUGGUUAUUUGGAUGUUACCAGGUAUGGCUAAUUAUCUCAUAACGAGCUUUAAUAUAUGGAUACAAUCUGCAUAUAUUUUAAAGUUAGGAGAGGAUAUUGCAGUUAAGAAACCCUCUUUUCAUGAAAUCUUCAUCGAAGAAUUAAAGGUAGUAUUUGAUACAGAAAUAACACCCCUAAUAGCUAUUGAAGAGAGUGCUAAUAUAAUGAGCAUAGAUGAUUUACCCUUUAAAACUAGAAUUAUGCUCAAUCCUUUCGUUGACCCUGCCUUUGCUAUUCCUCCAGCAGAUAAUGAAGGAAGUAAAUUUUGUAUUGAACAAGAAGUUAUAAAUCUAAUGAAUGCCUAUCGUGUAUUCUUUUAUGAGUUCCAAUCAAAAUUUAUUAGUUCAAAUCAUAAAGUAAAAAUUAAUUCAGAUUAUUUCUGUAUUAUAUUAUCCAAUUACCAUAGUAGAUUACUUGAAUCACAAAAUUUGACAAAAAGAGAAUAUUACGACUUAAUAGAGAGCUUAGAACAUCAACUAUUUGAAGAUAUGAGAUAUAUACCUUGGAUUGACAAUGAAAGCUUGUUUAUCUCAUUAAUUAAAGAAGCGAAUUCCUGGAUUUUAGAAAGUUAUGAGAUACCAAGACUUUCAGUAACUGGGACAUCUAAUAUUGCAAGUUCAAACAUAAAUCUUAGAGACUUAUUUUCUAUCGUAUACAAACGUCCUAUUCUUGAAAACAUUAGUAAAGACAGUAGUAAAUUGGAUAGUUCAAUAUUACCAAAAAUUAAUAUUUUAACACUAAGUUCAGAAUCUUUGAAGAAAAUUAUUCCAUUUUUGAAAUGCAAAGAUUCCAUAAAUUAUUACAAAGAGAUUAAUACUUGUAAUAAUCUGGAAGAUUGGGAGAUACGCUUUCUUAUCACAAUUUCUGCAUAUUUUGAAUAUGUAUCUGAGGUAUCCUUUAAUUUUGAAUUUAAUCUGGAUGAUAGCACUCACUUUUUUGUGAAAGAAUUACAAUUUGAAUAUUCUUUAGAUAAAUUAUGCAACUGGUGGAGAACUAUAAGAUCCAAAGAUAUUCCUCAUUUAUACUCCUCUGUAAAUGAAUGUUGGGCUUCACUAUUAAGUAAAUAUUUUAAUAUGAAUUCUUCUGAAUUAUAUAACAAAAAAGUGAAACUUAAACAAUGGUUUAUACCAGAAGUUGCAGAAGCUAUGCUUAUCUCAUUUUUUAGAGUAUUGAAACUACAUAAUGAAUUAGGUAUAUUUAACCAAGAAUUCAGUGAUAUUACUUUGCAAGAUGGAACUAUAAACCAAGAGAAACUAAGGAAUUACCAAAUUAUUAAAGAUAUAUUCAAAAAUCCAAGUGGGUUUAAAUAUAUGCCAUAUUUCCAUAGGAGUUCCACUUUACCUACAAACUUACCUAACAGUUUUUUUGUAUACCUCCAUUUAUCUAAAAGUACAUACUUAAAUAUUGAAAAUUAUCUUUUAAUGGCACACAAAAGGCCCAAAAAUAGACCAGAUAUAAAAACUGGGAUAUAUUUGCACCAGUCUGAAAUUAAUAGAUUAACUUUAAUGGCUUAUGUUCUAUCAAAUAAAUCUAAUCUUAGUAUAAUUAAUGGUUGGUAUUUUUCUGCAGAAGACUUAGUCAACUUAUUUGGCGAGUAUAAAGUUUCAGAAAUAUCUGUGCGAAAUUGGUCAAAAUAUAUGACUAAAGCUCAACGCAAUAAUAAAAUUAAUGAAGCUACAUCAAUAAUAUUAUAUUCACACUUUCUUGCUUUUGAAACCCGUUUAAUAAAUAUUGAUGUGAAUGAUCCAAACUUAAGAGCGAAAGCAAAGAAACAGCUGGAUGAAUUCUAUAGAUCUCCUAUUAAAUUUGAUAAAUCCUUUAUUUCUAAUCCACAGCCUGGGAUAUUUCCACUUUUUGGCGUUACAGAAUCAAAGACAUUCCAACCAGUGAAUUUUCCACAAAUAAGGAAAUAUCUUCCAAGUGAAAGAUUGAAUUUUCAUAGAUUCCAAGGUCAUUAUUGGAGAUCAAAAGUUAAACUCAAUAAGAAUAAGAAUAAGAAUUUUUUUGUUGAGGGGGAAAUUCUUAAACCCAGAAUAUGGCCAAUAAUAGGAACCCUUGAUAAUGAAUUGACUGUUAUCUCCAAAUUCAAUUGUAAUAAUCUAAAAUCAUGGCGAGUUAAUCGAGCUACAUAUUGGGCUGGAUUACUAGAAAGAUAUAUUCAUAAGGGACCUUUAUUGAUAUUUGAUGAUACAAAUACCCUCAAAAUUUUAAGAGAAGCUUGGGGUAUGCCAAAAACUAUACGUUGUUGUCUUCGUGUAAACCAUAUAGAAACAACCAAUUCAUAUUACACAACUUUCAAUUUUUUUGAUAUGUGCUAUUUCAUGCAUUUCAUGGAUGCUUUAUAUCCAAAAGUUGUUCCUCAAGAUCAAGUACCACAAGGAGAUGAUUCAAAUAAGAUGUUACCUUGGGAAAUGAAUAUUGAUGAACUUCCUCUAUAUGCAAUUCAUCCUUUUUUUAAUUUAUUUAAUCCUUACUAUCAAUCUUUGAGUUUAUUACAUGUUGCAACUUUUUUUUAUGAAGUAGUUCUUGAAGAAAAACGAAUAAUAAAACUUAAAAUUAGUAAAAAUGAUAAAUCAAGAGAAUCUGUUUAUGAGAAAUUAUCUUCAAUAUACCAUGCACCAUUAUUUAAUGAACCAAAAAUUGUCACUUAUCCUGGUAUAUUUUUUGAAUUUGAUCCUCCUGAGCCAAUAAGUUGGACUGAUAGAGAUAUUCCAGGAGCAGACUCGUUAAUGCCAACUUUACCAUAUACUGAAUCUGAUGAUACUACAUCAAUUAAAAUUCUCAAGGUAUUUGGUCAAGAUAAAUCCAAAGUUCGUAUUAGAGAUUCGAAGGAAAUGCUAGAUACUCUUAAGACUCUAAGUCAAAAUCCUCAAAUUACUAGUACUUUCAAUUUGAAUAUUUAUUAUUCUAAAUACAUCUCAGAUACAUCUAACCUUGGAUAUUCGGGUUCAUCUAGUAGUGGAUCAAGUGUUUUUCCAUACUCCAUAUAUGGCCUUGAUUAUUCAAGUAGUGACUCACCAGCAAGCUGUAGUCUUCCUGCUGAUAGUUUACACUGGGAACAGAUGGAAUAUACUUAUACUAAUGGCUUAGACUGGUUUAUCAAUUAUGCAGGAAUGUUUAAAUUGUGUACUUUUAUUUCAUCUUAUAACUUAUUAAGAUCAAUCACUUACGAAUUGUCAAGCCUAAUUCCUAACUCAAAUAAAAAUUUAGAACAUAUUUUAGAUUAUGGUGUACUUGCAUCUUUAUGGUAUAAAGAACCAGAUCUAAAUUGGUUACGGAACAAUGCCAAUAAAAGAAGUAUUAUAAAUUGGUUAGUGAUUAUUUGUCAGAAUUAUAUUGUAAAAAAAGGAAUACUAGCAUAUUACGAGUCUAUAUUAGAAAAUAAGAAAAACUUAAAAUUAAUUCUUAGUCAAACUUGUAGUCAAUUUGCUAAACUUUGGAAAAAUAAUGUCAUAUUUAUAGACCAAUUACUACGUAUGCUAUUUGCCCUAAAAUUUAUUUAUAAUAUCAAAUAUCAAGAUUCCUCUAAUACCAAUCUUUUAUAUCCAGAAAAACCAACAGAUCCUAUUAAAAUAUCUUGGAAUUUAUUUUUAAAAGUUAAUGAAUGUGAUCAUUACCCGUUUGUGGGAUAUUAUAAUUCGAUUAAAUUUUGGGAUCCUGCUCUUGUUGUAAAUUCCAUGAAUAUUAUAGCAGAAACAGGUAAAUUCUUCUUUAGUAGAGACUUUGUAGAACCAGUAAUUCUUCAAAUUGCUCAGACACCACUUGCAGAAAUAAAUGCAUGGUUUUCAUUAGAAUAUUCUCCCAUAUUAAAAAAAGAAUUUUUUUCACUUGAAAGAAUAAAUAUUUAUCUGGAAAAAAGUUACCAAGAAUAUUUUGGUAGCAUUAUAUUGAAUAAUGUGCAAAUGUCUCAAGUUGCAGAAAAUUUAACUGUUUAUGAAUAUUGUAGAGCCUGGGUCGUUGAUAAGUUGCCUAAUAUAUUGAAUAAAUCUCAUAUAUUCUGUCGAGAAGUAAACAAUAAAUUUAACUAUUCCAAUUUACUGAGUAUAUCAAAAAACAAAAGGCUUGCAGUUGCUAUUGAAUUUUUCAUUUAUAUUGUUAAACAUCACCCUAUGCAUGUCCAAAAUAUACCCUUGAUGUCUGGGAAUGAUUUAAGUAUUAAAAUAAGACAUAGUAGUGAUAUUAUCAAAGUUUCUAAAGCAGUCUCUUCUAUAUUUAGUAGAGGACAAAAAAAAUACACUUAUUUACAAUUAAAAAGGACGGUGGACAUUACUGAAAACAAAGCUGGAACAUAUAUAUUCCAACGUAUGUCAUUGAAAGAACUUGAGGAAUUGGAAAAAAGUAAAAAAUUAGUAUAUAGUCCUUAUUUUUAUUUCUCCAAUACAUACAUCUUAAGUGCAUUUUUAAGGGUUUUAUCUUAUUUUGGCUUAACUAUGGAUAAGAAGAAUUUAUCUUUCACUAUUUUACCAAAUAUGUCACUAAAUGAUAUUAAAAUUUCUUGCAAAAAUAAUAUCAGUGGAAAUAUUUCAGAUAUCUCAUUACUUAAAUCAAAUACAAAUAUUAAAAGUGAUGCCUUAAAAAAUUUUUUUGUUGGAAAUCAUAUAAUAGGACCUCAAGAUUUAGCUGAAAUAACAAAGUAUAUUUGCACAACUUUAAUUGAUGAGAUAUUUCUCAACUUUAGAAUAUAUUCAGAUGAGAUUUUGGUCAAAAAAUUUGCAGAGUCCUAUAUUUCAAAUAUCAAAAAUAUAAAACCUUUAACUAUUUCUAAUGGUAUUUUUGGCUGGUAUAAUGUUUUUCUAAUCUUCACUGAUUGGUCUAAAGAUCUUAAAAUUCCAAUUAACAGUGAGUUAGUUAAUAUAAUGGAGGCAUUUUCUCUCAUGAAUAGUCAAACUCUGAAAAAUUGGAUGGAAUCCCACGGUAGUUCGAGUUUUCUAUACAAACCCAGGUUAUAUCUAAACCCUCAAAUUAUGGCAGAUAUGUUUCAAGAUUUAGCUUUUAUAUUAGGAUAUAUGCUAACUUUUAAGCUAAUACCUGAUUAUAAGAUUGAUUAUAAAAUGACGCAAGAAGACAUUUGUAAAGAUUUCUAUGAUAGGAUAAGAAAUUUAAUUGAUAUUUGUAUUGAUAUAACUUAUGAGAGAAAUAAUUAUAAUAGAGAUCAAAUAGACAAUGCAAGAUUAGAUGUAUUAAAAGAUGAAAUCUGUUUACAUAUGAGCAUUGAAUAUCCUGGUAUUUUCAAACUUGCAUUAGACAGUGGUUUUAGAGAAAAGAAGGUCAAUGAACUUAUCUCAAAUAUUCUUCAAUUGGAUUCAGAUACAAUAGCUUCUCCUUACUCUUUUACUAAAAUCCCACUUGAAUUUCUGGCAGAAAUGGAAGUUAAGUUCAAAAAUUAA